Mya arenaria is the source of this 2812-nucleotide messenger RNA. RefSeq lists its product as uncharacterized. The record is from RefSeq and is a predicted model, not a curated record. Bases 49 to 804 code for a protein of 251 amino acids. Gene Ontology annotation, molecular function: protein binding. NCBI's taxonomy places the organism in Eukaryota, Metazoa, Mollusca, Bivalvia, Myida, Myidae. The transcript has 5 exons.
AAAACUUUGGUUGAUCAUUUUAAUAAAGGAAACGAUUUUAACAUAAACAUGGAUGUACAAAACCUUUUGAUCAAAUUCGUUUUUGUCUGGAUUGCUUUUUCAUGUUGUUAUCUAUCGGCUGCGUACAAAUACGCUUACAUGAACAGCGUGUGUGGUCAAACGAUAUACGCAAGCGAAGAAACACAAGUUGAACUUCACUUCUCGUACAGCCUUGAUACAUGUGAAGUGACCAUAGCCAAAUCCGCCCAGUAUCCGAACAUGAUGCUUUUCUUCGAGAGUUUCAAUAUCGACUGUUCAUAUGGAAACGUCCAACUUACGGACGAUUAUAAUUACACUAUGGGAGGUUUGGAUAGAAAGUUAUGCGGAUUUAUUGGACCCUUAUUCGAGGUGAAGACAUUGGAGGGAAACCUGCAUGUAAAGUAUAUUCGUACCAAGGAAAAAACCUGGGGAUGGGAAUCCUUCUACUUAAACAGCAAUGAUAAAUUUACCCUUACAGUGACAAUGUAUGCGGAUGAAGAAUCGUGUCCAAGUGACGGUCACGUGUGUGGUAAUGGAAGAUGCGUUAGCGAGAACUUGCGGUGCAACAGCAAAAACUCCUGUGGUGAUUACUCGGGUUGCUGGACCAGAUCAAACACUCUUGUUAUCAUGUGGAGUGUCAUGGGAAGUGUGUUCGGUUUUGUCCUCAUUGUGUCUGUCAUAGUGAUUAGUAUUUGCUGCAGAAGGAGAAGUCGAGGAUUUCUUGGACAGACCAACGCUCCGGCACCCACGCAACCAAUGUUCACCACCGCAAGCGCCAUGCCAUAAGGACAACAGACGGGCUUUACCCAGCCAGUAUACAACGCUCAAAUACAGGGAUGUCUGACCCAGCCAACACCUGCCUUCAAUGCAACUAAUCAGUUUUAAAUAUACUUAAAAAUACAAUGAUGUUUUCUAUCUGAUCGUAAACGAAUUGGAACAUUAUUUUCUGCUCCUAAAAGAAAAUGCUUGUGAAUCGGACAAUUCAUCCUUACGCAACAAACAAUGUAUAUGUAUAUCAUAAUCUGUAAGAAUUAACCUCUGUUCCACAAUUUUGUUUGCGUUUGAAGGGUUCUCCUCGUACACAAGCAGAUAAAUAAAGAUAAAAAAGAACAACCACGAAAUACAUUUUCAGAUUUGUUUGCAUGUAAAAAUGUUGCACCGGUCUCAAACUUACAAGCCUUUAAUAAUCAAAAAAAAGAAUAUUGACACUGUACCAAUUGAGCUAUUGUAUCAGUCAUCAAUAAGCUUUCAACGAGUAAAUAAUAUAUGAUCGUUCAUGAUUUUAUUAAGCAUUUGUUUUAUGACCGACGAAACAAUACAUUUAAAAAAUCAGCUGUGAAACUAUGCUUCUAAAGGUAUUUCCAUCGACCCAUUGCUUAAAAACAGUUACAGUCAAACUCAUAUGCAAUGAUGAUAUUCUUCAGUUAAAUAUUCAACAUUGCUGUUAACAAAAACCUUAACGUUAAUUGUAGUUAACUAUUUACACAGCAUGCCCUGUUUUCAGUAUUAAUAAAUCAGACUUGAAAGCUGUCAGUCAAGUUAUCCUCUCAAACGGGAGGUGAAAAGGGACGAGUAGAAGCCUUCAUAAUAUGUCCAUACCAAACAUGCUGCGAAGGAUUAAUGGGAAAAACCCUUGCAAAAUACAAUGUCUCAAAAAUAAAUCAAGAUAUAAAUUCAAACACUUCUUGUUUGGGCUUCGCCCGCUUACUUUAAAUUGUGGAUACCCUUAAAGUGGAUAUAGGAUACGCUCGUUAUUGUUUGUCCUAGCUAUGAAAUGAAUAGUAAAUCUCACCAUUUGUUAAACUGUCAUGAUUAUGUAUAUCAGGUAAUCGAUUUUUAAUUUUAUAGUGUUUGCUCAAAUACACCACAAAAGUUAAACCCUAUAUAACUUGGCCGAGCAUUUCAAAUUCAAGCUUGGGGCGAUCUCUUAUGGUUACAAACAGUAAUUGAUUACCGUCUUAAAUUAGUAUGCACAUAUAGUUGGGAUCUCUAAUCAUUGAAGUACUUGAGGUUUACCUAUAAGUUUAUUAUAAUUUGUCUUAUUAUUAAGUUUCGUCAAGUUAAUUCAUACUUUGAUAAGAUUUACCUUGUACGUGUUUUCUUUAUUUAGGAUUGUUGGGAUAAGAGUGAGGUUUCUGCACGUAAACUGGUUUAACCCCCAGUAAAUCUACAUUUUACUAACCGUUCCAAGGUGGUACCUAACAAUCCUUGAUAAACAUACCUAUUUGUUUUAUAUAUAAAAUAUGUAUGCACUGUGUUGUUUGUGGAGUUUUGUGCUGUUCUUCCAUGUUUCUUAUUCGUGAUUUUUUUGUUUUUGUGUUCUAUGGUUUUGGCAGUGCCAUUAAACCGGGUUUAUGUUUAAACUUUUUGCUACUGAGCUUGAUUCUGUAAUUUUUCACAUAGUAUUCAAAACACUACGUGUUAAAGGGACUCACAUAGAUUUAAGCAACAUAAAACACGUAUAAUUAGACAGUUUUAAUUCAGAGUAUUGGUGUGAUUGGCCAGACCAUACAAAUCUUUCAGCAAAUAUCGUCAGAACCCCCAUUUUUAGCGUGUACUCCUGCAGUUUGGUCAUUUAGCAGCACAUAUAGUGUAAUAUUGUUAAUUGAGCAGCCGGAGCAUUCUCGUGUGAUCUGAAUCGCGUAAGUUACACAGUUCCACAUUAUAUUUACAAGGAUUAUUAUUAAUUUGAUUAAAAGUAGAUGUACGAUUUAUUUCGAUUUUUUGCUUAUCUUAUCAAUGUUAACAAAUUUUGUACGUGACCGAUAUCACACCAAAGGGUUUUUGUAUUAUA